Messenger RNA from Cynara cardunculus var. scolymus (artichoke), 2391 nucleotides. Its product is annotated as S-adenosyl-L-methionine-dependent tRNA 4-demethylwyosine synthase. NCBI's taxonomy places the organism in Eukaryota, Viridiplantae, Streptophyta, Magnoliopsida, Asterales, Asteraceae. Gene Ontology annotation, biological process: wybutosine biosynthetic process. The transcript has 8 exons. Gene Ontology annotation, molecular function: catalytic activity; 4 iron, 4 sulfur cluster binding; FMN binding. The coding region runs from base 30 to 2024 and encodes 664 amino acids. The record is from RefSeq and is a predicted model, not a curated record.
AAUCUCAACCGCGCGCCACCUCCACAACGAUGUCCUCCACCGGAACCGCCACCGCCACCAGAAUAUCCACCACCUCUCUUACAACACAUCUAACCGUCCUCGCUUUCCUCUCCGCCACCACUCUCUACUGCUUCUACAGGUCCCGCCGUCUUCGUCACCUUAAACUCUCCCCAUCUUCCUCAAACCCUAGUCUCUCCUCCGCUACUCGAAAAGGAAAACUCUUCUUCAUUUCUCAAACAGGCACCUCAAAGACUCUAGCUCAACGUCUCGCCAAACUCUUGGCCUCCAAUAACCUUCCAUUUGACCUUGUUGACCCUAACUCAUAUGAACCCGAAGACCUCCAUCAAGAAACCCUAGUUUUGAUUAUCGCAUCCACAUGGGAAGACGGAAAUCCGCCGUCCAACGGCGUUUUCUUGUCGAAUUGGUUGUCGGAGAGUGCCGAGGACUUCAGAGUCGGGUCUCUGUUGCUUAGUAAAUGCAAAUUUGCUGUAUUUGGAGUUGGGAGCAGCGCUUAUGGAGAUAAUUUUAACGCAGUUGCGAGAGGGUUUUCAACGAAAAUGCGCUGUCUUGGCGCAAUGGAGAUUUUGCCUCUCUGUGAAGGGGAUGUUGAUGAGGGUGAGUUAGAUAAGGCCUUUGGUAUUUGGAGUAAAGAAGUGAUUAGGGUUUUGAAAGUAGGCGAGUUGAGUGGAAAUGGGAGUGAUUUAAUCGGAGAAAAUGGCAAUGAGAACGGUUAUGAGAUGAUCAAUGGAUCAGAUUAUGACGAAGAUGAUGAUUAUGAGGAUGAAGAUGAAGAAAAUGGAGCGGAAUCUGAUAUCGUCGAUUUAGAAGAUAUUGCUGGCAAAGCACCUUCAAAGAAAGAUGUGGGAGUGAUUACGAGUAAUGGAAAAAAGAAUGGGGUGAAAGAAAUGGUAACUCCUGUGAUCAGGGCUAGCCUGACAAAGCAGGGUUAUAAGAUCAUUGGUUCACACAGCGGUGUCAAAAUAUGUAGGUGGACUAAAUCGCAACUCAGAGGGCGUGGAGGUUGCUAUAAACACUCUUUUUAUGGAAUCGAGAGUCACAGGUGCAUGGAGGCAACACCAAGUUUGGCAUGUGCAAAUAAAUGUGUUUUCUGUUGGAGACAUCACACGAAUCCUGUUGGAAAAAGUUGGCAGUGGAAGAUGGAUGACCCAUUAUUGAUUGUGAAUUCUGCCAUAGAACAGCAUAAGAAAAUGAUAAAGCAAAUGAAAGGAGUUCCAGGUGUCACAGCAGAGCGCUUAUCAGAAGGCUUGUUACCCAGGCAUUGUGCCUUGUCACUUGUUGGGGAGCCUAUCAUGUACCCUGAGAUCAAUUCACUUAUAGAAGAGCUCCACCAAAGGCGAAUUUCCACCUUUCUUGUGACAAAUGCACAGUUUCCCGAGAAGAUUGUGUCACUAACACCCAUCACACAGUUAUAUGUCAGUGUAGAUGCUGGAACAAAGGACAGCAUGAAGGCAAUUGACAGACCACUCUUCGGGGACUUCUGGGAACGGUUUGUUGAUUCACUGAAAGCUUUGAGGGAUAAGCAACAGCGGACUGUGUAUCGUUUGACACUCGUUAAAGGAUGGAACACAGAGGACGUAGAUGCAUAUUCUAGCCUCUUUGGCAUUGGAAACCCUGAUUUUGUUGAAAUUAAAGGUGUUACCUAUUGUGGAACGUCUGCUACUUCAAAGUUGACUAUGGACAACGUGCCUUGGCAUGCGGAUGUGAAAGCUUUUUCGGAGGCCUUGGCUGAAAAGAGCAAUGGGGAGUAUGAGGUUGCUUGCGAGCACGUGCACUCUUGUUGUGUUCUUCUUGCGAAAGUCGAUAAAUUCAAGAUUGAUGGUCAGUGGCACACAUGGAUUGACUACGAGAAGUUUCAUGACUUGGUGGCUUCGGGAGAACCUUUUGGCAGCAACGAAUACAUGGCCCCUACUCCAUCUUGGGCGGUCUAUGGAGCUAACGAAGGCGGGUUUGAUCCAGAACAGGCUCGGUAUAAGAAAGAAAGGAAUCACAAAUCAAGCCGUUGACAGACAAGAGCAGGUGUGUGAAAAAUUAUCAUCACAACUCAUAUCUGCAUAAAUCUUACCCAAAUUCUCUCAACUGAAUUUGCUUGUAGUUUUUAUAUGAUGAUGGUUUGAAAGCAGCAGAGACUUUAUCACUCCCAGAGUGGUGUUGGUUGAAAUUUUUGUAAAAGCUUAUUUGAAGUUGGAAGGUACAAUUUUGGUAGAGGUUUUAGUUUUGCUUGAAAUAACACUUACAUUUAUACCACCUAUCAAUGUAUCCAGGAUAAUUCUACUUCUGAGAAAAUGAAUGCUAAUAGCAAAUGGCUACAUGAUUAAAUGGAUGAUGACAUUAAUAGGUUCAUUAAUGGUUCACCUCACCUUUAAAAUUUAA